Molecule: messenger RNA, 1076 nt
Organism: Propithecus coquereli (Coquerel's sifaka)
Lineage: Eukaryota; Metazoa; Chordata; Mammalia; Primates; Indriidae
Gene: TMED4
Product: transmembrane emp24 protein transport domain containing 4
Exons: 5
Coding region: 80-763 (227 amino acids)
Biological process (GO): intracellular protein transport; Golgi organization; endoplasmic reticulum to Golgi vesicle-mediated transport
Cellular component (GO): COPII-coated ER to Golgi transport vesicle; endoplasmic reticulum; endoplasmic reticulum-Golgi intermediate compartment
Source: RefSeq, a predicted model, not a curated record
CUCUCCCCGCUACUGCGCGGCGUCCUUGGGAUGGCGCGCAGGCGCAGAGCGGUGCGCAGGCGCGUUGAGGUGAGGCGCGAUGGCAGGUGUCGGAGCCAGGCAGUUGCCUGUGAUGGGGUGGCCGGCGCUGCUGCUCCUCGCGCUGUGCACCGCGGGCGCCCAGGGGCUCUACUUUCACAUCGGCGAGACCGAGAAGCGCUGCUUCAUCGAGGAAAUCCCCGACGAAACCAUGGUCAUCGGCAAGUAUCGCACCCAGAUGUGGGAUAAGCAGAAGGAGGUCUUUCUGCCCUCAACCCCUGGCUUGGGCAUGCAUGUGGAAGUGAAGGACCCUGACAGCAAGGUGGUGCUGUCCCGGCAGUACGGCUCUGAGGGCCGCUUCACGUUUACCUCCCACACGCCUGGUGACCAUCAGAUCUGCCUGCACUCCAACUCUACCAAGAUCGCUCUCUUUGCUGGUGGCAAACUGCGUGUGCACCUGGACAUUCAGGUUGGGGAGCACACCAACAACUACCCUGAGAUUGCUGCUAAGGAUAAGCUGACUGAGCUGCAGCUCCGUGCCCGCCAGUUGCUUGAUCAAGUAGAACAGAUUCAGAAGGAGCAAGAUUACCAAAGGUAUCGUGAAGAACGCUUCCGACUGACCAGCGAGAGCACCAACCAGAGGGUCCUGUGGUGGUCCAUUGCUCAGACCGUCAUCCUCAUCCUCACUGGCAUCUGGCAGACGCGUCACCUCAAGAGCUUCUUUGAGGCCAAGAAGCUGGUGUAGUGCCCUCUCCAUAUGACUCUUCCUUUUCACCUCAUUUAUUUGGUACUUUCCCCACCCAAUCCCUUAUCCACCUGGAUUUUGAGGGAAAAAAUGAAAAAGAAUAUAAGUCACGUUGGUUCCAUGGCAACAAACCAUUCAGAUCAGCCACUUGUUAACUCUGGUUCUCAAGGAAACAGGACAUUGAUCCAAGCUUUCAAAAUCUUUCUUAGGACUCGUGAGGGGCCGCAACUAACCCAGGACUAAGUCUGGCUUCUUUUGUCUCCAGUGAUUCCCCUCUGUCCUAUCACAAAAUGAGCAAAUGAAAAAUCUGUCC